ACGAGCGAGUGGGCCGAGGGAGUCGCGAGUUAGAAACGAAAGCGUGUAGAUGUGUCAGAGAUCUCUUCAUCCGUCGUUCUUUUGUGUUAAUCAUUUUUUGUAUCAGAUAUUUAACAUUAAACGAGUUAAACAAAAUUAAACAAAAUCACGAGAUAAUAUAUAAAAGAACGAUGACCGUCGUCAUCAUUCUUUUAUAAUAACAUCUUUAUAAUAAAUAUUAAAAUACUACAUAUAUGCAAUUGAUUAUGUGAAACGCAGCAAUAUCUGCUAAAAGUGUCAAAUAUUGGCGAAGCAUUAUCGUUUGCUCCGACAUAACAAGCAGCUAUAAGAAUGGACUUAAUUUCUUUGAUAUUGUGCGCCUUGUUUGUUGUUUUAAUAAUCCCCGCAAUUAUAUCGACAAUAUAUCAUCAAUACAUCCUUCGACAAAAUUUGAAAAAUAUUCCUCAAAUCGGAAGAUUUCCUUUUGGCGUAAUAUUUGAAAUAUUAAAGCUGACGGACCAUGAACGCGUAUUCUGGUAUGCGCAACGUAUGAUUGAUUUUAAAGAUGGAAUUUUCAUAUAUUGGAUUGGCAUGAAACCGCUUAUUAGUAUUUUUAAACCUGAAAUUUUGGAGAUUAUUUUUCCCAGCACUGUAAAUAUCGAAAAAGGAUUUCCCUAUGAAUUGUUGGAGCCUUGGUUAGGCAAAGGACUUCUAACUUCUACAGGAAAACAGUGGAACCAUGAUAGAAAAUUAAUUGGGCCAACGUUCCAUUUCGGUAUAUUGAAUCAAUUUGCUGUAAUUAUGUCCGAAAAAGCAGAGAUCUUGACAAAAUGUCUCGAGAGGGAAAUAGCAAAAAACCCAGAAAAAGCUAUUAAUAUUUUUCCGUUUGCUGCCAAUGUUGCUCUCGACAUUAUAUGUGAAACGGCAAUGGGUGUGGAUGUACAUGCUCAAGAAAGUGAAACCAAAUACACCACAUCAAUACAUAGAACAUCUAAAUUAAUGCUUGAUCGAUUUAUUCAACCGUGGUAUUGGAUGGAUUGGUUGUACAACAUGGUACCUUCAGGAAAGGAACAUAAUUCACUGCUUAAUACAAUACAUACGUUUACGAAAGAGGUGAUACGUAAGAAAAAGAUCGCACGACAAUCAGGAAAUGAUUCUCCCAAAUCGGAAAACGAGGAUGACGAACUUGAUAUAGGUAAGCGAAAGGGCAAAGCUUUUUUGGAUCUGUUACUAGAUCAGAAUGAGAAGACCGACAUGCCGUUAACUGAUGAUGAAUUGAGAGCACAAGUCGACACAUUUAUGUUCGAAGGUCACGACACAACUGCAGUUGCGAUAACCUGGACACUCUUUCUUUUGGGCAAUAAUCUCGAGCAUCAAGAAAAACUUCAUGAAGAACUCGAGGAAGUUUUCAAAGAUUCGAAGACACCAGCCAGCGUAAAAGAAUUGUCGCAAUUAAAAUAUCUCGAUAGGGUCAUAAAAGAAACGCUCAGAAUAUUCCCAAGUGUACCCAUAAUCACAAGAAAAUUAGCAGAAGAUGUAAAAAUAGAUGAUUAUACACUCCCGAAAGAUACUACAGUCCUAUUGGAAAUCGCAUUAACGCAUAAAAAUCCGCAAGUUUGGACAGAUCCAAAAAAGUUCGAUCCAGAUCGCUUUCUUCCGGAAAAUUCAAAACAUAGGAAUCCAUAUGCCUACAUUCCAUUCAGCGCUGGACCAAGAAACUGUAUCGGCCAGAGAUUUGCUUUGCUCGAAGAGAAAACGAUAUUAACAGCUAUUUUGAGAAAAUGGAGAGUGAAAAGUGUAAAAACAACAGAAACAGUUCAAUAUGGGCUAAAUAUUAUUUACCAACCAUGCGAAGAGAUAUUCAUCCAUUUCACGCCGAAAAAAUGAUCAAUUUAUCGUACUGUGUACUCUAUAUACUUUUAUGUAUACCUUGAAAUAUGUAUAUGGUAACUAAUAUGUAUAUGGUAAAUAUAUAUAUGGUAACAUUUUGUUGGAUGCCGUCACAAAGAACGACAUAACGGAUUAUAAAUACUGAAAUUGGGAUUUGGUAUAUAAUAAUAAAAUUUUAUCUAUACUUGCAUUAAAGACAAGCAUUUUAUGUGA
This is a messenger RNA of Cataglyphis hispanica, 2082 nucleotides long. RefSeq names its product cytochrome P450 4C1-like. NCBI's taxonomy places the organism in Eukaryota, Metazoa, Arthropoda, Insecta, Hymenoptera, Formicidae. The transcript is spliced from 12 exons. Gene Ontology annotation, molecular function: iron ion binding; oxidoreductase activity, acting on paired donors, with incorporation or reduction of molecular oxygen; monooxygenase activity. Bases 331 to 1866 code for a protein of 511 amino acids. The record is from RefSeq and is a predicted model, not a curated record.